ACGCGAGGGGACCGGCGCGGGAGGGGCGGAGCGGCGCAGCAUCCUCACCCGCCAGAGGCGCAGCGUGCGCUGGGUGGGUAGUGACCCUCCGAAAACAGACGUUCUCCGCCCCAGAAAGUGGGGCGAGGCCCCGCGGGGUCCCCAGGGAGGAGGCGGCCUGGCCGGUGGCAUCCAUUCUUCUUCCCAGGCCGGUCUCUCCGGUACCUCCCUAUCCCAUUGCUUAAGCUUUCUGGAAUUGAAGGAUUUUCCCACUGAGAUGGUAUGAUAGGAGCUUUUGGUGAUUUUAGGCCAUAUCUAAAUUGGGCUGAUGCAGACCAUACUAUUUUCUUAAGAGCUUGGGACAACAUUCACUCUCUGCUUCUCAAUCAUCAGAGGCAUAAUGCCAUCCUUGCCUCAGGAAGGAGAUAUUCAAGGGCCCUCUCACCUAGGUCUGGAUGCAGAAUUGUCCUAUGAAAGCAAAAUUAAAAGGAAGGUCAGAAAGAAGAAGAAAAAUGGAUCCAUCACAGCCAAUGUUUCUGGCACAAAAUUUGAAAUUGUUCGUGUAGUGAUAGAUGAGAUGGGAUUCGUGAAGACUCGAGAUGAAGAUGAAACAAGUAAUCUUAUAUGGUGUGAUGCUGCUGUUCAGCAGGAGAAGAUUGCAGAACUACAGAACUAUCAGAGAAUCAACCAUUUUCCAGGAAUGGGUGAGAUCUGCAGGAAGGAUUUUUUAGCAAGAAAUAUGACCAAAAUGAUCAAGUGUAAUCCCCAGGAAUAUACUUUCAUUCCCCGAACAUGGAUCUUCCCAUCAGAGUAUACCCAGUUCCAGAAUUAUGUAAAAGAACUGAAGAAAAAACGGAAACAGAAGACUUUUAUUGUCAAACCAGCAAAUGGUGCAAUGGGUCAUGGGAUCUCUUUGGUAAGAAAUGCUGAAAAACUGCUAGCUCAGGACCACUUAAUUGUCCAAGAAUACAUUGAUAAGCCUUUCCUUAUGGAAGGGUACAAGUUUGAUUUACGGAUUUAUAUUCUGAUAACAUCCUGCGAUCCAUUAAAAAUAUUUUUAUAUCACGAUGGGCUUGUGAGAAUGGGGACGGAGAAGUACAGUCCACCUAAUGAUACAAAUUUGAGCCAGCUCUAUAUGCAUCUGACAAACUACUCUGUGAACAAACAUAAUGAGCGGUUUGAACGGGAUGAAACCGAAGAUAAAGGCAGCAAGCGGUCUAUCAAAUGGUUUACUGAAUUCCUACAAACAAAUAAACACGAUGUUGCUAAGUUUUGGAAUGAUAUUUCAGAAUUGGUUGUAAAAACUCUGAUUGUAGCUGAACCACAUGUCUUGCAUGCAUACCGCAUGUGUAGGCCUGGACAACCCCCGGGAAGUGAAAGUGUCUGCUUUGAAGUCCUGGGAUUUGAUAUUUUGUUGGACAGAAAACUGAAGCCAUGGCUUCUGGAGAUUAAUCGAGCCCCCAGCUUUGGAACUGAUCAGAAAAUAGAUUAUGAUGUAAAAAAAGGAGUGUUGCUUAAUGCCCUGAAGUUACUCAACAUCAGGACAAGCGACAAGAGGAGAAACUUGGCUAAACAGAAAGCAGAAGCUCAGAAGAGACUUUAUGGUCAAGGCUCAAUGAAGAGGCUCUCGCCCGGCUCUUCAGACUGGGAGAAACAGCGGCACCGACUGGAGAGAAGGAAAGAGGAGUUGAAAGAGAGACUUGCGCAGGUGCGUAGGCAGGUCUCCAGAGAAGAACAUGAAAAUCGACACAUGGGGAACUACAGGCGAAUUUAUCCUCCUGAAGACAAAUCAUUACUUGAAAAAUAUGAGCAUUUAUUGGCCACUGCCUUUCAGACAUUUCUUUCGGGAAGAGCAUCUUUAUUUCAGCGAGAAUUGAAUAAUCCUUUAAAAAGAAUGAAGGAAGAAGAUAUUUUGGACCUUCUUGAACAGUGUGAAAUAGAUGAUGAGAAGUUAAUGGGAAAAACUGUCAGACCUCGAGGACCCAAGCCUCUGCAUUCCAUGCCUGAAAGUGCACAGAUAUUGAAAAAGCAGAAGAACUACAGUAGUGAGAGCAGUUAUGAAAGCUCUGAGGAGUCCUCUGAAUCAGAAGAAAUUGAGCGCGAAGAGUUCCCGGGUACAAUUGCUGAAAAGAAAGCCGCCUAUGAUUUUGAUACCUGCAAGUGGAAAUUUCCUCCACAGCCCAGCUCCAUCAGACGCUCUGUCAGUUGUCCUCGAUCCAUCUCGGCGAAUCCGUCCAUGAUUGACCACCGCCCCUUUUCUGCUAGGCAGAUGAUCUCAAUCUCCCGCCCAGCUUCUGGGGUCAGGUCUCAAUCUCUAAAUCGUUCCUCUUCUUCCUUGAGGAGUUUGCCCCAACCUAAUGGUCUGGAUCACCAUGAGACUCCAGUGACUGAUCCUUUGCAGCAUCUGAGAACAAAAGAACAAGAGGAAGAAUUUACAAGGCAGACCUUGUUUAUUCUCCGAGAUAUGAAGAUCAGGUUCCCAGGGAAAUCGGAUGAAGAAUCAGAACGGAUUAUCGAGGAUAUUAUGGAUAACUGGAAGUAUCAUAAACCCAAGGUGGCUUCAUACUGGCUCAUAAAACUGGAUUCUGUAAAACAGCGGAAGGUUUUGGACAUUGUGAAAACGAGCAUUCGCUCAGUUCUCCCACGUAUCUGGAAGAUACCUGACAUGGAAGGUUUACAUUUGUUUCGAAUUUUUAACCGGGUAUUUAAUCGGCUGCUGUGGAGCCAUGGCCAGGGCUUGUGGAACUGCUUCUGUAACUCAGGCAGCUCUUGGGAGACAAUUUUCAGCAAGAGCACAGAAGUGAUUACUCCCCAACAGCUCCAGUGCUGCCAGCAGCUGGUACAGCUUUGUAAACACUGCCUCCUAGUGGUUUACAAGUACGCAAGUGACUCCCGAGCGUCAAUGUCGUCUGUGUGCCCCGACUGGGAAAAUACCAGGUAUUUACUGCCAGGAACUACACACUUCAUCCUGAAAACACCGUCCUACAGCCUUUUCAACCCUUCUGCAGUGAAACAUCCCAAUGUUUUGUUUACACCCAGAUAUGCCCAUUUGUGAAACCAAAGGAAAGUUUACCAUGGGCUUUAUAGAGUGGCAAUUCAUUUUUUCCUUCAAUUUAAACAUGCAAAGAAAGUGAAUUAUAAGUUCUGUUUUAUGUAUAUAUAAUAUAUGGGGAAAAUAUAAAUAUACACACCCUCAAACAACAUCUAUCUAACUAUCUAUAUAUAUAUAUACACACACACACACAGAGACACACAGACACAUUACUCUGUAUGAAAGAAAAUUUAACCAAAAACUCCCCCCACCUUAUUCUAAAAGCUUAACCCUUAUGGAAAUGUAAUAAAUCAUGUUAAAAACUAUUCCCACAAUUAUGUGACUGUCUAGAUAUUGUUAGGUUGAUAAUUAAUUCCUUCCUACUAGAAAUGUUAUUUUUGCUGCUGAAUCUAUAAAAUAGAAUUAAUCUUGGAGAUCCCAUUACAGUGUUAAAUUAUUUUCUAGCUACAGUACCUUUCGACUUGAAGUACAUUUCUCAUUAUAUAAUACCUUGUUAAUUCUCAUAGAUUCAUUGACUGUUUGAAAAAAAGGUAAAUGAUAAGCCUGAUGUUGCUUAAUGUGAUGAUUCAAUAUAAAAUAGAUGUAUCAUUCCUAUAUAGCACAUUGAAAAGAACUGGAAAAAGCCAGAUCUAAUUUUCCAGCUUCAUUUUUUUUCUCUUUAUGAAAACCUGAGCUUUAUGUACUAAUGUAAUUUUCCAGUAAGGCCCUAGUGAAAUAACAUUUUGGUCUAAGUGAAGACAAUCCAGUGGAUUUAAAAACAAAACAAAAACAAAACACGGUGAAACAAAACAAGUCGUUCAAUGUGUACUUUUAAGCUGAAGUCAACUAAUAAAAGUGAAGGUAAUGGUGACCAUCA
Messenger RNA from Dromiciops gliroides (monito del monte), 3887 nucleotides. It is a transcript of the gene TTLL7, whose product is annotated as tubulin tyrosine ligase like 7. NCBI's taxonomy places the organism in Eukaryota, Metazoa, Chordata, Mammalia, Microbiotheria, Microbiotheriidae. The record is from RefSeq and is a predicted model, not a curated record. Gene Ontology annotation, cellular component: cilium. Gene Ontology annotation, biological process: microtubule cytoskeleton organization; protein polyglutamylation. The coding region runs from base 380 to 3034 and encodes 884 amino acids. Gene Ontology annotation, molecular function: tubulin-glutamic acid ligase activity; tubulin binding. The transcript has 21 exons.